This is a messenger RNA of Colletotrichum truncatum, 1119 nucleotides long. The record is from RefSeq and is a predicted model, not a curated record. Lineage: Eukaryota; Fungi; Ascomycota; Sordariomycetes; Glomerellales; Glomerellaceae.
AUGAGCAGUCCUCCCAGCCAGGCUACCUCCGCCGCGGCGCGGCCCGCUGUGGCGCCGACCACUACUGAAGGAACCCCCUCUCAGGUUCCUGAGUCAGUGGCCGCGCCCACCACCCAAGAUCAGGGCAUCGAAGCAGCAGCACAUGAGACAGACGACGAUGACAGAGAUUCUGCCGUCGGUGAUGACGGGGCAAACUCAACAGCAUCCAUCACAUCUAGCAUCUUAGAAUAUCGCACUAUUCAAGGGCGCAGGUAUCACAGCGAGCGACAUGAUACAAGAUACUUUACUCCGAACGACGACCAGCAGUCCGAGUCGGUUGACAUUACCCAUCAUUACCUUCAGCUCCUCUUAGAUGGAAAAUUGUACUUGGCACCAAUCAAAGAAAAUGCAGAGAAAGUCCUCGAUGUUGGGACUGGAACAGCAGGAAUAUGGGCCAUGGACUUCGCAGAUGAACAUCCCGACACGGAGGUAACCGGUACAGACCUCUCGCCGAUCCAGCCAGCCUGGGUUCCCCCAAAUGUCCUAUUCGAGAUCGAUGAUUGCACCCAGCCCUGGACCUGGAAUCCCAACACCUUUGAUUUCGUGCAUAUACGCUACCUUUUCGGAGCAAUCAUUGACUGGACGGCUCUAUUCAAAGAGGCUUUCAGGGCGUGCAAGCCCGGUGGCUGGGUGCAAUCAGGUGAAGCUGAGGUCGAGUUCCACAGCGACGAUGACAGUAUCCCUGCAGACAGCGCUAUGAAAACAUUAUGGUGGAGGUUGUAUACCGAAGGCGGCGAGAAGCUAGGACGCCCCUUUGACGUGAUUUCGAAGGGGCUGCAGAGGAAGGGAUUGGAGGAUGCCGGAUUUGUGGACAUUGUCGAGGAAAAAUUCAAGCUACCUGUCGGUGGCUGGGCUGCUGAUCCCAAGCUGGCCGAGGUCGGCCGCUAUGUCCAGCUCACCAUGGAAAACGACAUUGAGGGUUACACUCUCUUCAUGUGGAACAACGUCUUGCAGUGGCCAAAGGACGAGUACCAAAUUUUCUUGAUGUCGAUGCGUAAAGAGCUGCGCUCCAGAAAGAUUCAUAGCUACAUGACGGUCAAGUUUGUCUAUGGACGGAAGCCAGAAAAUGCAGCGACCUAA